This is a messenger RNA of Fusarium tjaetaba, 1248 nucleotides long. Its product is annotated as SFH5-phospholipid transporter. Bases 1 to 1248 code for a protein of 415 amino acids. NCBI's taxonomy places the organism in Eukaryota, Fungi, Ascomycota, Sordariomycetes, Hypocreales, Nectriaceae. Gene Ontology annotation, cellular component: cortical endoplasmic reticulum; cytosol; plasma membrane. The transcript is spliced from 2 exons. Gene Ontology annotation, molecular function: phosphatidylinositol transfer activity. Gene Ontology annotation, biological process: Golgi to plasma membrane protein transport; regulation of exocytosis. The record is from RefSeq and is a predicted model, not a curated record.
AUGGCUGCCGAACAGGAUAAGACCGUUCCCGCUGCCGUCCCUGCUGAGAACCCUGUAACUCCCGAGACGCCUCUUAACAAGCUCAAUGCUCGCCUUGAGGAUAUCUUCACCAAGACACUCCACAAGGAGAUGUGGGGUGUCCAGCUCACCAACAUUGACCAUGUCCCAACAAAGGUCGUCCUGCAAAAGUUCCUCCGCGCCAACAAUGAUGACCCCGUGGCAGCUGAGAAGCAGCUCACUCAGGCCCUUGAGUGGCGCAAGAAGAUGAACCCUACCGCACUCGUUACCCAAACUUUUGACAAGAGCAAGUUUGGUGACUUGGGCUAUGUCACUGUCCACAAGGGAGAGAACGGCAAGGAGACCAUCAUCACCUGGAACGUCUACGGGGCUGUCAAGGACAACAAGGCCACCUUUGGCAAUGUAGAGGAGUUUAUCAAAUGGCGCGCCGCCAUCAUGGAGCUCAGCGUUCAGAAGCUCAAGCUUGACCAAGUCACUGAGCCAAUUCCUGAGGGGGGUGAGGAUCCUUACCAGAUGAUCCAAGUCCACGACUACCUCAAUGUUAGUUUCUUCCGCAUGGACCCCGCCGUCAAGGCCGCCAGCAAGGAGACCAUCACCGUCUUCUCAAUGGCUUACCCUGAGUUGCUCGCGCACAAGUACUUCGUCAAUGUUCCCAACAUCAUGGGAUGGGUGUUUGGCGCCAUGAAGCUCUUCCUUGCCCCUGCUACCCUCCGCAAGUUCCACCCCAUGGCCUCUGGCACUACACUGGCCACUGAGCUCAAGGGCAUCGUUUCUACUUUACCCAAGGAGUAUGGGGGUCAGGGACCAAGCGUCAAGGAGGGUAUGUCUGUCUCGUUGACUGAGGCUGGCGUGACUGAGACUGGUGAGACCAAUGCGGAACCUUCACCCACUGAAGUUCCCGAAAAAACUACUGCCACCGACUCUACCACUGCCGAAAAGACUGCCGUCGCUCCCGAGUCAGCUCCCGCUACUGAGAAGCCACUAACUGUUGAGCCUGUUGUGGCCGCCGCGGCUCCUGCCCCUGCUUCCGCUCCUGCUGCAGAGGCUGUUCCAGCCCCGAUUCCUGCUCCUGUAGAGGCAGCCAAGGCCGAGACUGCAGAGCAGGCUGCGGAGCAAGCUGGAGAGAAGCCCAUCGAGGAGGCUCUGGAGAAGCUCUCCGUCGACCCAGCUGAGUCUGAGAAGAAGGAUACUCUUGCUACUGAUGUUGAGAAGAAGGAGACGGCUGCCUAA